Molecule: messenger RNA, 1344 nt
Organism: Aspergillus tanneri
Lineage: Eukaryota; Fungi; Ascomycota; Eurotiomycetes; Eurotiales; Aspergillaceae
Product: tubulin beta chain
Exons: 9
Coding region: 1-1344 (447 amino acids)
Biological process (GO): mitotic cell cycle; microtubule cytoskeleton organization
Cellular component (GO): cytoplasm; microtubule
Molecular function (GO): GTPase activity; structural constituent of cytoskeleton; GTP binding
Source: RefSeq, a predicted model, not a curated record
AUGCGUGAGAUCGUUCAUCUUCAAACUGGCCAGUGUGGCAACCAAAUCGGUGCUGCGUUCUGGCAGACUAUCUCCGGAGAGCACGGCCUUGACGGCUCCGGUGUUUACAAUGGCUCCUCAGACCUCCAGCUGGAGCGCAUGAACGUCUACUUCAACGAGGCUUCCGGAGGCAAGUAUGUUCCUCGUGCUGUUCUGGUCGACCUGGAGCCCGGCACCAUGGACGCUGUCCGUGCCGGUCCCUUCGGCCAGCUUUUCCGUCCCGACAACUUCGUUUUCGGCCAGUCUGGCGCUGGUAACAACUGGGCCAAGGGUCACUACACAGAGGGUGCCGAACUAGUUGACCAGGUUGUCGAUGUUGUUCGCCGUGAAGCUGAGGCUUGCGACUGCCUCCAGGGUUUCCAGAUCACCCACUCUCUCGGUGGUGGUACUGGUGCCGGUAUGGGUACCCUCCUGAUCUCCAAGAUCCGUGAGGAGUUCCCUGACCGCAUGAUGGCCACCUUCUCCGUCGUCCCCUCCCCCAAGGUCUCCGACACCGUUGUUGAGCCUUACAACGCCACCCUGUCCGUUCACCAGCUUGUUGAGCACUCCGACGAGACCUUCUGUAUCGACAAUGAGGCUCUGUAUGACAUCUGCAUGCGUACCCUCAAGCUCUCCAACCCGUCCUACGGUGAUCUGAACCACCUGGUCUCUGCCGUCAUGUCCGGUGUGACCACCUGCCUUCGUUUCCCCGGUCAGCUCAACUCCGAUCUCCGCAAAUUGGCCGUCAAUAUGGUUCCCUUCCCUCGUCUCCACUUCUUCAUGGUCGGCUUUGCUCCUCUGACGAGCCGUGGCGCUCACUCUUUCCGUGCUGUCACCGUUCCCGAGUUGACCCAGCAGAUGUUCGACCCCAAGAACAUGAUGGCUGCUUCUGACUUCCGUAACGGACGCUAUCUCACUUGCUCCGCUAUCUUCCGCGGUAAGGUCUCCAUGAAGGAGGUCGAGGACCAGAUGCGCAACAUCCAGAGCAAGAACCAGAGCUACUUCGUCGAGUGGAUCCCGAACAACAUCCAGACCGCUCUGUGCUCCAUUCCUCCCCGUGGUCUCAAGAUGUCCUCCACCUUUAUCGGAAACUCCACCUCCAUCCAGGAGCUUUUCAAGCGUGUCGGCGACCAGUUCACUGCCAUGUUCCGCCGCAAGGCUUUCUUGCAUUGGUACACUGGUGAGGGUAUGGACGAGAUGGAGUUCACUGAGGCUGAGAGCAAUAUGAACGAUCUGGUUUCCGAGUACCAGCAGUACCAGGAAGCGUCCAUCUCCGAGGGUGAAGAGGAAUACCUCGAGGAGGAGCCCCUUGACCAGGAAGAGUAA